Molecule: messenger RNA, 747 nt
Organism: Torulaspora globosa
Lineage: Eukaryota; Fungi; Ascomycota; Saccharomycetes; Saccharomycetales; Saccharomycetaceae
Gene: PHO85
Product: cyclin-dependent serine/threonine-protein kinase PHO85
Exons: 1
Coding region: 1-747 (248 amino acids)
Biological process (GO): protein phosphorylation
Cellular component (GO): cytoplasm; nucleus
Molecular function (GO): cyclin-dependent protein serine/threonine kinase activity; ATP binding
Source: RefSeq, a predicted model, not a curated record
AUGAAGGAGCUCAAACAUGAGAAUAUCGUGAGACUGUAUGAUGUGAUUCACACGGAGAACAAGUUGACGUUGGUUUUUGAGUAUAUGGACAACGAUCUCAAGAAGUACAUGGACUCGAGAAUGGUGGAAAACAGCCCACAGGGCCUGGAGAUGAGCCUUGUGAAAUACUUCCAGUGGCAGUUGUUGGAGGGUGUGGCAUUUUGCCACGAGAGCAAGAUCCUCCACCGCGAUUUGAAGCCUCAGAAUCUGCUGAUCAAUAACAAGGGGCAGCUGAAGCUUGGAGAUUUUGGGCUGGCGAGGGCGUUUGGUAUCCCCGUGAACACGUUUUCCAGCGAAGUGGUCACGCUGUGGUAUAGGGCGCCUGAUGUCCUUAUGGGUUCAAGAACUUAUUCCACGUCGAUCGACAUGUGGUCGUGUGGAUGCAUCUUGGCUGAGAUGGUGACGGGUAAGCCGCUAUUCCCAGGCACUAACGAUGAUGAACAGUUGAAGCUCAUAUUUGAUACCAUGGGCACUCCAAACGAAUCGACGUGGCCUGGAGUUUCGUCCUUGCCUAAGUACAACCCCAACUUCCAUCAGAGACUUCCCAAGGACCUGAGGACAAUCUUACAGCCUCAUGCCAGGGAACCGUUAGAUGACAACCUUAUUGAGCUGUUGCAUGGGCUGCUUCAGCUAAACCCUGAUAUGAGAUUGAGCGCUAAGCAGGCAUUGCACCACCCCUGGUUCGCCGAGUACUACCAACAUCCUUGA